CGGGGAGUGGUAUAAACAACUACUCGCAACUAGAACUCAUGCUCAGUUACACGCACGCUCACACACACACAUACACACACACACCAUGAGUGCAAAGACCUUUGACAACGAUGCUGCUCACGGCAAGAAGGCGCCUUCUCUAGAGAAUUUGGAGUUCGUUCAAGGAGAAGCUCUUCAAUACAGCGAGAAGCUUACUGUGGUUCUUUUCUGGUCCAAAAUCAGCAAGGACGAGUACAAGACCUUCGUUCAGUUCUCCAAGGUCGCCGACAAAUACGAGAAGGACGUGCAGUUCAUUGGCGUCUGUCUCGACCCAAGCAAGAAGGAUGUCGAGGGCUAUCUAUCCAAGAAGGGCACAGAGAUGAAGGAGCUUGAGGUAGACAACCUGGAGUGUUCAUACCCCGUGGCCUACGAUGAAGGCAAGAAGGUGCGUGGCGAGUUCCAAAGCCUAGCUAAUCUGCUGACCAUUGGCUCAGGCAUGGUGUUCGUGGUAGACAAGUCCGGCACUAUCGUGUGGAGGGAACAGUUCUCAAGGAUGUUCAUGCCCAACACAAAGGGACAGCUGACCAGCCAGCUGGAUCUGCUCAUUGCCGGAAAGAAGGUAGAGUACAAGAACGGUGACAAGGAAGAGGAAGAGGAGAGUGAAGAAGAGGAGAUGGGAGGCGAUGGCGAUUUCGAGGAUCCUUUCGACUUCUAAACUGGUUAACGAUAACCUUCUAAUAAUAGUCGGGCGAAUCCAAACGGCAAAGUCACCUUGGUUGCCAAAAUUUCAACAAACAACGUUGGCAGACAACUGGCGCACCACAGGGCGUACUGAUUAAUGAGUGGAAACUACGCCUCUAAUCUGCUAACAUCUUACACAUGUACAGAGUAAUAAAGUCGCAUGGGUCGCGUCUGGCCACACUCUAAUACAUUUAUUUCUACUAUACGGGCGAUCAUAGUGUGCUGCCGAGUACGUUGUUGCUCCAAAUUAUAUAUAUGAAUAUGCGUAUACUUUUUAUCUCGGAUAUUUUAUGAUCGCACCUUCAGCUC
Messenger RNA from Sphaeroforma arctica JP610, 1029 nucleotides. RefSeq lists its product as hypothetical. Lineage: Eukaryota; Ichthyosporea; Ichthyophonida. Gene Ontology annotation, molecular function: antioxidant activity; oxidoreductase activity. Bases 86 to 694 code for a protein of 202 amino acids. The record is from RefSeq and is a predicted model, not a curated record. The transcript is spliced from 4 exons.